AUGGAUUUUGCUCUGGCCCUAAAUCAUGGCAAUGUUCUGGCCGCGGCUCGAAAUAAUCAGCCGCAUUUGACGUUGUACGAGGAUAUGCAUAUCCCGGAAAUUACAAUGUUCGCCGAUUUCGAUGCGGCAUAUAUGAUGGAAGUCAAACAAGAAAAGCCACGGCGAUCCCGUGACGACUCUACACUGCCCAACCCAGUUCACCACCCGGCGACUGGCAACAACUUUAACGAAAUC
Messenger RNA from Mesorhabditis spiculigera, 234 nucleotides. NCBI's taxonomy places the organism in Eukaryota, Metazoa, Nematoda, Chromadorea, Rhabditida, Rhabditidae. The record is from the annotation of a GenBank genome assembly.